Messenger RNA from Helianthus annuus (common sunflower), 1071 nucleotides. RefSeq lists its product as uncharacterized. Bases 1 to 1071 code for a protein of 356 amino acids. The transcript has a single exon. Lineage: Eukaryota; Viridiplantae; Streptophyta; Magnoliopsida; Asterales; Asteraceae. The record is from RefSeq and is a predicted model, not a curated record.
AUGGGUCCGCCGACCGGGGUAACUUCCUUGCCUCUUUCCCUGCUUGUUUGUUUGGUAAAUGUUUAUACUUCGAAUGAUACAUCGAUUCGGAGGAAUAUUUGGUCUAAUCUGAUUGGAAUUAAAAACGCUAUGCAAGGGCUGUGGGUUUUCAUGGGGGAUUUCAAUGAGGUUAGAGAUGCUUCGGAACGUCUUAAUUCGGAGUUCUCUCCUGCUAACGCAGAGGCGUUCAAUAAUUUUAUCCUUUCCGCGGGUCUUAGUGAGUAUCAUAUGGGUGGCGGCAGGUUUACUUACAUCUCCGAUAACGGGGUAAAAUUAAGCAAGUUAGAUCGGUUCCUUGUUUGUUUGGGAUUCUUGGAUAAAUGGCCGACGGCAUCGGUUUGGGCUCUUAGUCGAGAGGCAUCGGAUCAUAAGCCAAUAUUACUCUCUACCUUACCAUCAGAUUUCGGUCAUAUCCCGUUCAGAUGCUUCAAUUCUUGGCUAGAGAUCCCUGGCUUCUUGGAUUUGGUUAAACAAUGUUGUCUAUCUUUUGUUUUCAACGGGCCAGCUGACAUGGCGUUGGCCGUUAAACUGCGUUGGUUAAAGAAUAACAUUAAGGUUUGGUUGAAGAGAGAAAAGGAACAAUCUGAUGGGGUUUACGAGGCAAAAAAGAAUCGGGUUCGCUUCCUAGAAAGACUAGCCGAGGAGAGGGAAUUACUGGUCAGCGAGCAAAAUGAAAGAUCUGAAUGUAUUAAUGCCGUUAUGGAGGUGGACCGAAGAAAGCAGUUGGACGCUCGUCAGAAAUCCCGAGCUAGGUGGGCUCUUGAAGGUGAUGAGAAUUCGGCGUUUUACCAUAAUGUGAUUAAUUCUAACCUGAGUAAUAAUCGUAUCAAUGGGAUCAUGAUUGAGGGAGUGUGGGUCACAAAUCCGAUGGAGAUUAAAGAGCAUUUUUUCGAAUUUUUUUCUAAACAAUAUGUGGAGCCAAUGCCGUCUAGACCAAAGAUUAUCUGCCAAAAUGUAGCUGCCGUUUCAGUCGAGGAAGCUGAUCAGCUUAUUGCACCUUUUUCGGCACCGGAAAUUAAAGACGCAAUUUAG